This is a messenger RNA of Poeciliopsis prolifica (blackstripe livebearer), 1641 nucleotides long. RefSeq names its product cephalotoxin-like protein. Bases 1 to 1641 code for a protein of 546 amino acids. NCBI's taxonomy places the organism in Eukaryota, Metazoa, Chordata, Actinopteri, Cyprinodontiformes, Poeciliidae. The transcript has 2 exons. The record is from RefSeq and is a predicted model, not a curated record.
AUGGCUCCAAAGAGGUCAGCUUCGAUGCUGUUGGCUUCCAUGAUCCUUCUUCACUGGGCGACUUUUUCUGUCCAAUCAGCUCUUUCAACCUCAGCAAUCGGCAUACAGCUGCCAUAUGAAAGUAGAGAGAAAACAGAGAAGACCCUAAAUGUUGCAAAAGAAUCUCUGUCUCUUUUCAAAGAUGCCAUGGGAAGUAUGGACUCCAAGAAGCUGUCAGAUGUAAUGAAAGGCAUCUCCAGCUUCGCUAGUUUUGCACCAGGAGUUGGAGCUGUGGUCUUCUCUGUCGUCAACAUGGUCCUGGCCUUUAUCCCUCUCGAUGAUCCAGUGCUGAAUGAGGUACAGAAAGGUUUUGCUGAGGUGAACCAGAAACUGGACUCUCUGUCCAUUAAGAUCUCCAACCUGGCCACAGACAUAGAAUGGUUCAAUUAUGCCAGCAUCUAUUCCAGAGACGAACUUACUAUCCUCAACACCUGGGAGAAGCUUGGCGAGUUUCUGCAUAGAACAGAAUCACAAAGUCCCAAAGAAACAGCUAAAAAAAUUAAAAUUUUCACCAGUUACUAUGAAAGUUCAGGAGCUGAGUCCAGUGUGUCCAACCUUUACCGCUACCUGACAGUGGACAGCACGUCUCUGAGUGAAAACCUCAACAGUCUGCUGAAGAAGAAGUUUAAAUGUGACAUUUAUAUGAUCAGCAAAUAUAACCUGUACUUGAGCAGCUUGUUUUGGAAAGGGAUGAUACUCAACCAGUUCUACUGGAAACUGACUGGUGUCAAAAGCAAAGCAGCUGAACCUGGGCAGAUGUUCAAGAAGGUCUCUGAAGCUCAGUUAUCAUCUGUGGAGUUCUGUCUCACCAACUACAAGCAAUACUUAAAGAAAGAUGUGGAAGAGAUCACCAAAGAUCAAGGUUCUGACCAAAACUCCCUCGCUCUUCAGGUGAAAGAAGCUUUGGACAAGAAGUACAGCUGGUACAACUGGGUGGUGGUGGUGUUUGACAAAAGUCAGAACAAAAAUCUUAUGCUUAAUGCCGAGUUUACCUUCAGCAGUGGCGACCUCGUAGUUGCUGUAGAGUACACUGUAAAGGCAGACACGACACAUGUCGAAGAGGUGAAGACUACAGCCACAGACUGUUUUGAAAAUAAGAAGUGUGAACCUAAGACAAUUUCAAAAUUCUUUAUAUCUGCACAGAGAUGCAGUAAUAUUUUUUUCCCAAAGGAUCAUGAUGAGAAAAUUACUAUCCCUUUGACAAAAUAUACCAAAGUUUCACUCGUUGCGUAUGGAGAUCAAUUUAUAGAGGUGCCAACACCGUUUCACCGAGUGAAAUGUUCCUGGAGCGGCUAUGACAGUUGGACUUCUGUUCAUUACUCCAGACUCUUACCUGUCUGUGUUAACAAUCAAUGUAAGAAUAAUGGGACAUGCAAGAGGCUGCUGCGGUCCAACGAGUGGUUUUGCGAGUGUCCUGACAGCUACUAUGGAGACACGUGUGAAAAGCAAAUGAUUGUGCCAGAGCCUGACCUCCCACUGGCACCAGAGCCUGACCCCACGCUGGCACCAGUCCCAAGCAGCCCUGUAGAGUCCAAACAGCUCAGUGGUCCCUGCUUGGAGUUAAAAAGACGCAGAGAACACCAGGAUAGCAGAAAUCCAUGA